Molecule: messenger RNA, 1470 nt
Organism: Drosophila elegans
Lineage: Eukaryota; Metazoa; Arthropoda; Insecta; Diptera; Drosophilidae
Product: ketimine reductase mu-crystallin
Exons: 3
Coding region: 320-1393 (357 amino acids)
Cellular component (GO): cytoplasm
Molecular function (GO): hormone binding
Source: RefSeq, a predicted model, not a curated record
UUAAGAAAAGAAUGAAUUGCGUCUGAAAAUCAAUUAACUUGUAAUUUUUGUUGAUAAUCCAAGCAAAAACUGACAAAAAACUCAAAUUUCAAUGCUAAAUGCAUUAAUAUAACUCUUUAUCUACUAGCUUUAUAAGUCAAAAGCUGGCAUCACUGGUCAGCUGAUCUUUGGAUCUUCAAGAUAACUAUUAAUUACAUUCCCAUUGUUAUAAAAAUUAUUUACAAAAUCUCUGACAAUUUAGAAAUUGGCCUGACUUGUUUUGUGAAAAGAGUAACAAGAAAAUAAGAUCCCCUAUUCGUUAUUUAAGUUUCCUACGAAAAUGAGCUCGAAACCUCCGGUUUAUUACAAUGCGGAUGCAGUGCGUCGAUUUCUUACCUGGCCGCUGGUCAAUAAUGCUGUGGAAACGGCACUCACGGCAGUAGUUAAGCAGCACCGCUGUCAGGAAUUAUCUGCACAGUCCUUUGCCAUCCAACCGAAAAGGAGUUUCACCGCCUGCGGUGAUCAUUCUGGAAAGGUUCUGCUCACCAUGCCUGCAUUUGUGGGAAACUAUAGGCUGGCAUCGCCGGACUUCUCUGGGGAACUGGCCAAUCACCGCUCCACACUGGCCUGCAAGCUGGUGACCUCGUUCAGGGAUAAUCCCGAGCGGAUUCCGCCGUUGCCCAGCAUCCAUGCCCAUGUCCUGCUGUUCGACAACCAAACCGGUCAACUAACUGCCAUAAUGGAGGGCACGGAUCUGACCACCUGGCGCACUGCAUCCGCUUCAGUGGUGGCCACCAAGCAGCUGUACUUCCGGCGAUUUGGAGUCCAGGCGGAGAUGGAAAUGCCCAUCAAUGUGGCCAUCGUGGGUUGUGGCGUACAAGGGCAGAUCCACGCCGCCGCCUUUUGUGCGAACUUUCGGGUGAGGAAACUCAAUCUGUACAAUCGAACGGAGGCAAAAGCCCAGGAAUUGUCGGAUCAACUGCAGCGCGAACUGGGAACCGAAAGCGGAACGCAAAUUCUGGUGUGCCGGAGUGCCAAUGAAGCUUGCCAGGAUGCCGACGUCAUCUGUAUUGCCACGUACUCCAAGGAACCGCUCAUUAACAUUAAAGAUCUGAAAAGCAAUCAAGGCGUUCACAUUAAUGCUGUUGGAGCUGGCGUUGUUCACUUUUCGGAGGUAUCUUCCGAUAUUUACCACCAGGCUAAGGUCUAUGUGGAUUGCUAUGCUAAUGCCGAGGCCGAAUUGAAAGGUUUUCCAGUCCCGAUCACUGCGGAACUGGGAGCCAUCCUCCUCGAGGGAAAUUAUCCCAAUAAAGCAGACAUCUCCGUCUUUCAAUCAAUGGGCAUGGCUUCGGAAGAUGCCUGUGUGGCCCAGGCGGUGCAUGAUGCCAUCCUCUCCAGCGCCGGUGACUCCUGAUGGCCAAACCAAACCACCAACUUUUAAACCUUUCAUGUGUAUAUAUUGUGUAUAUAAAAAAGCAAUUGGAAACAUAA